AUGUUUCCGUUAAUCAGUCGUUUUAUUCCUCCCACACUGUGUACAGGGAGAGGAAGCAAAACCCAAGCUCGGAUAUUCGACUCACAGACAAGCGAAGCUCAGAAAAUCGCAUUUUUUUUUUUUUCAUUUUCUUCUUUUAUUCUCAUCUCUUUUCGUCUAUCUUUAUUAUUUCUAUUUCUUUUUUUUAGGUUCUUUUUUUUGUUCUUUAUUUAUUUCCACGGCUUUCUUUCCUUGUAUUUUCCCCUCUUCUUUCCUUUUUUUUCUCUUUUUUUUUAUGCUUAUUCCCUUCAUUCUAUCUAUUGUCUUCUUUCUUUCUUUUAUGAUUUCCAAUUUUUUCUUCACUGCAUUUAUUUGUCUUUCUUUUAUUCUUCCUGUUAUUACUCUUUUUUUUCUCAUAUUUUUCUACUUUUGGAUUUUUCUUUUCUUUUACUCGUUCAUUUUUUUCUAUUUAUCUUCAUUUCACACUACUCAAUUCCUUCUCUUUUCAUAACUGCUCUUCUUCUUUUUGGGGGUCAGCCGUAUUUUUCUUUCCUCUUCCUUCACCUUUUCUUUUAUUCUUACUUCUCUUCUCAUUCUCCCUCCUCUCUUUUUUAUUCUUCUCUCUCUCUCUCUCUCUCUCUCUCUCUCUUUGCUACCGUUUCCUCCCUCUCCUUCUCUUAUUUUUCUCACUCUGGCCCUAUAUCACUCCUUUUAUAUUUCUUUCGUUCCUUCUUUUUUUCAUUUAUCUCCCUCUCUAUAACUAUUUUCACGCUCUCUCUAUCACUUUCAUUGCCUUUCAUUCAUUCAUUCUCUCUUAAUUCUUACUUUCUCUCACGCUACAUUUUUCUCCUUCCUUCUCAAUUUCUCACUGCCUUUUCCUUUUUCUUUUUCGCCUAUUCUUUCCUUCUUUCUUUCUGA
Messenger RNA from Acanthosepion pharaonis, 897 nucleotides. The record is from the annotation of a GenBank genome assembly. Lineage: Eukaryota; Metazoa; Mollusca; Cephalopoda; Sepiida; Sepiidae.